This is a messenger RNA of Closterium sp. Naga37s-1, 2148 nucleotides long. The record is from the annotation of a GenBank genome assembly. NCBI's taxonomy places the organism in Eukaryota, Viridiplantae, Streptophyta, Zygnematophyceae, Desmidiales, Closteriaceae.
AUGGCCCUGAUCCGCGCUGCAAGUCUUCGCGCCGCCAGGUCGGCGUCGAAGCCGAACUAUCUGAUUUUCGGGACGGCCUUCGACUUUGAAGCCCUCGCCAUCCCCUUGUGCACCGCGGGCGGACCUCUUCCUGGCAGGCACUGCAGCGUCCUGCUUGUUGUGCGCCAUGGCGACCUGCUUUUGCCCGACAAGGAGCAGAUCGGGACCUUCUACUGCCACCUCGACCCUAAGACCUCCUCCAAGCUGCACGAGGAGGAGGCGGCCAACGUUUUGAGGUUUUUCGGCGAAGCUGUGAAGUCGGAGUUAAACCGUGAGGGAAGGAAAUGGACGGCUAAGGCUCCUUCCGCCGAAGUCCUCUCCGCACGUCUGGAGAGUCUUGCCGCCCCCAUCCGUGAUAAAUUGCCCGACAUCCUCUGGCAGGAGGUCGCCGGCAUGGGGUUGCUGGCGGUCAACUCGUUCGCGUGGUCGUUGGACCAUCUGGACGACGUGCAUCGCAGCUACGAUCCGCUCAUCGUCGAGAACCCAAAGCUGGUCGGCGUGAAGGCGCUCCGACUGGAGCUGGUGCACCACAUGGAGAAGGCCGCGCUGAACACAUGGGAGGCGGCGUCAACCGUGGGUCGUGGCGUCGGAACCGGCAUCGCUCUGGGUGGGGAGGCCGAGGAGGCUGCGGCGGGGUCGCACUCUGGCGGGCACGGACCCAUAGAUGGCGGCAAGGAGGAGCACGAGAGGGAGGACAAGGAGGGGGGCGGGGAGCAGGACGGUGGCUCGGACGAGGAGGAGGAGGACGAGGAGCGUGAGGACGACGAUGUGAUGGUCCUCGGCGAAGAGGAGGCAGUACAGUUCGCCGGUGAGAAGGUUGCGGAUAAGAGCGGUGGCAGCGGACCCAAGACGGGCAAGAAGGCGCGGGGCAGCGGUGGAUCGACCACGACUAAGAUGGCGUCUAAGGCGGCCAUUGACCGUCUGAAGGCGGUGGAGAGGGAGAACAAGAAGCUGAGGGAGGAGAAGCUGGUGGCGGAGAAGAAGCUGGAGUUCCAGACGGCCCGGAUGGACACGCUAUUCGGCGUGGUCACCUCGGCCCUGAACAAGCUCACGACGGUCGCCGACCGCGUGACCUCUCACGAGCCUCCAAAAGGCGGUGGACGCUAUGAGGGUGGUCGUGCAGGAGGCGAUGCUCUGGGCGAGAAGAUCAAAACCGUCGUGUCUGCUGAGGUGAAGGCCGCCAUGGAGAGCGAGGCGCAGGGGAUCGCCGCUGCCGUGACUGCGAAAGACGUCCAAGAGCUUAGGGACGACCUGGUGAAGGCGGUCGACAACGUGCUCCAGGAUCCAUCUUCGGUGGUCGGGAAGACCGGUGGGCAGCCCAUGGGGGACCAGCAGGCACAGGCAUCGACCGAUCUGCCGAGCGCACACGACGCGCCACCGAACGGCGACCAGGCGAAUCUGGCCGACGAUUUCCUGGGAGGGUCAUCCGUGGUCGGGAAGCAGGGCCGGCAGCCAUUGGCGGACCAGCAUCCACACCCUGAGGCCAGUCCGGCGACUGCACAAGGCGCUCGACCGAGCGGCGGCACGGCACAGAUGGCCGACGAGCUCCUGCACCUCGCAAAGGUGGUCGGCCAGCCGCGCGGGGAGCCCGUUGCGGGCCAGCAUGUUCAACCCUCGACAACUACGGCAACUGCGCGACCGACCGGCGUCACAGCGCAGCUGGCCGACGACCUCCUGCGCCCCGCAACGGUGGUCGGCCAGCAGGGCGGGCAGCCCGGUGCGGGCCAGCAUCUUCACCCAUCGACGAGCACGGCGACUGCACAAGCCGCGCGACCGGGUGGCGUCACGGCGUUCCUGGUCGAUGAGCUCUUGCGCCCAGCAGCAGUGGCCGGACAGCAUGUUGAGCAGGCCGGGGCGGGCCAGCAUCCCCACACCGCGACGAGUCCGGCGACUGCACAAGACGCGCGACCGGGUGGCGUCACGGCGUUCCUGGUCGACAAGCUCUUGCGCCCAGCAGCGCUGGUCGGACAGCAUGUCGAGCAGGCCGGGGCGGGCCAGCAUCCCCAUACCGCGACAGCGGGUUCGGCAGCGACACGGUCCCCUGGGCAGUACCCGCUUUGGUCGGCGCUGCUGCCGUCGCCGACACAAUCACCGAUGUGGCAGCCUUGA